CAUUAGUCCAAUCAAUAAAUGGAUUUCGCCGAUUUCAUAUUUUAAUUAUCUCGGAUCAAACUCUUAUUCAACGUCGUUGAAAAUUGAACCAGCACCACCAGGAAUUCAUUAUAUAACUCAUGCCGAUUUAACAUCUCAACAAAUUUACAAUUUAUUAACAUUAGCAAUUCAGCAUAAAUAUAAUGUGAAAUAUCUGAAUAAAAAAUCGGAUCAACCUUUGAGUGGCAAAACUUUGGCAAUAAUGUUUUCAAAAAGAUCUACAAGAACAAGAGUUGCCACCGAAACUGCGCCAAUGUUCUUGGGAUCCCAAGAUAUUCAACUAGGUGUAAAUGAAUCAUUGCUGGAUACUAGCAAAGUUGUGUCUAGCAUGGUAAACGGAAUAAUGGCGCGUGUUGGUUCCCACUCUGAUAUUGAGACAUUAGCAAAAUAUUCUACUGUUCCCGUGAUAAACGCAUUAUCAGACAAGUAUCAUCCAACACAAAUUCUUGCGGAUCUAAUGACAAUGCACGAAGUAUUUGGACCUCAACCCAAAGAUGAGUCAUCGUAUGUUGCACAUUUGACACAUCCUAAAAAAACACUCCCAGGAUUGAAAGUUGCAUGGAUCGGGGAUGGUAAUAAUAUAUUGCAUAGUAUGCUGGUUACAUUCCCGAAAUUAGGUGUGCAUCUAUCAGUAGCUACACCUAAGGGAUACAAUCCAGCAGAGGAAGUUGUAAAAAUCGCACAAGAUGAGGCAGUUAAAACUAAUACUAAAAUUAGUUUUACGCAUGAUCCUAAGGAGGCUGUAAAGGAUGCUGAUGCCAUUGUUACUGAUACUUGGGUUAGUAUGGGCCAAGAAACUGAAAAAGCGAAACGACUUAAAGACUUUGCAGGAUAUCAAGUAACGUCAUCAUUAGCAAAAGAUGGUGGUGCUAAAUCUCAUUGGAAAUUUUUACACUGUCUUCCAAGAAAGCAGGAAGAAGUUACAGAUGAGGAAGCUGAAAAUCGUAAAUGGACAAUUCUCGCUGUGUUAGAUGCUUUACUUGUAAAAAAAA
Molecule: messenger RNA, 1031 nt
Organism: Racocetra fulgida
Lineage: Eukaryota; Fungi; Glomeromycota; Glomeromycetes; Diversisporales; Gigasporaceae
Source: the annotation of a GenBank genome assembly